Echinostoma caproni is the source of this 1488-nucleotide messenger RNA. Lineage: Eukaryota; Metazoa; Platyhelminthes; Trematoda; Plagiorchiida; Echinostomatidae. The record is from the annotation of a GenBank genome assembly.
AUGAGCCAAAACUUCCUGUCCGUUGGAUGUCUCCCGAGGCUAUCCGNUAUCCGUGAUGGCCUGUUCACCACAAAGUCCGAUGUGUGGGCGUUUGCGGUGACCUGUUGGGAAGUAAUGACAUUGGGAGCGGAUCCAUUCUAUGGUCGGGCAAACUUGGAUGUGAUGAAUUUGGUCAUUGGAGGUCACGUGCUUGGAAGACCGGAGAAUUGUCCAGAUGAGUUAUAUAACCAAAUGCUUCAAUGUUGGAGUCGGUUCAGUGAAAUGCGACCAUCAUUCGCAGAUCUGACGGAAAAAAUGAACGAAUUCGUUCAACGUUCACAUGAUAGCGGCAGUCCAUUCUGUGGCGCAUUUAUCGUUUCGCUGCCUUUGCCGCGUAGUUUACCCGAUUCGUCUGGUCAGCCUAUAUUCGCUUGUAACCGAGAUGAACGUCAACCGCAGCUAUCACUGGUUCCCGAUUUUGCGAAACCCACGAAUGGAAACAAAUGUCAACGAAGAGCCUCUCUAAACGAGUAUCGAAGUAACGCACAACUGGGCAAAGACAAUUCCUUCGCAUCGUCUCAAUGUCACACGAUCAAUCGUGGACGUCAUGGUUCACAACGUAUCCCAAGACAGACGUUGAAUUUACCCGUGUGUCACGAACAAGAUACCGGUUGUGGAAGUUUUCUCGGUCCUCGUUCUAUGGAUCUAGGCCUGUCCGGCCCUGGUGUGAUGCGUAAGCACAGCACAUGUGGUGCAAACGGAACUGUGAUCGGUGCUCCACGUGUGGACAAUCGUACCUAUCUGGUGGCAUCUACAGCCACAACCGGAUACGAAGGAGCACUUUCGGAUCCUUCCACUGAACAGACUACUCUGGUUACAACAACCACCGGCACGGACGGAGCCACACACGGUUCCGUGAAUGGAAACACUGCACUCGAUCCAAAUGUGUUCACCACACCAUCCGUGAGUAGCAAUUGUUGUGUGGUAGGUGGCAGUGGCCCAGUAAGCGGUACCGGAUUAAACGCCACCGAUAAAUUAUUACAUCCACAACAAAAUACCGGUCAUGAGACACGACCGGUCUCGUUAUUUGACAAUCCUGGCUCAUCCGGGAACCUGCCCAAUCCCCAUACCGGUUUCUAUCGAUCUUUAAGCUAUCGAAAUCCACAUGGUCUGCCCGUGGGACAAAUGAAUGCCCCCAGUCGGGUAAUGACACAAAGUCAACCGCAUUCAGCCGGGGUCGAACAACCGAACGGGAGCGGAUCAACCACUGGUCGUAGUUUAACUGCCUAUUGGCUAGUUGGAACUGGUGGUGGUGUCGAUUCCCAAGGUUAUGAAAGACCCUCGUGGACCAGUGCCUCACCUAGUAUGCAUGGAUGGAUGAAUAGUCAGACACAAUUGUUAAAUCAGCGUACUAGUGGAAUCUCUACCCAGAAACCGAGUAUGGAUCCAAUCGGUUUACAAGAUUUAACAUACGAACAAAAAACUCUACGCGGUACAAUCUCUGGUUAG